Molecule: messenger RNA, 1286 nt
Organism: Aspergillus welwitschiae
Lineage: Eukaryota; Fungi; Ascomycota; Eurotiomycetes; Eurotiales; Aspergillaceae
Exons: 3
Coding region: 81-845 (254 amino acids)
Source: RefSeq, a predicted model, not a curated record
CCUUCUUUCUAAACGUCCCCCACCACCUCACCUACCAUUGAUUUAUUCGCACUUGGGUAUUCUUUACUGCCCCCCCUGAAAUGUCGGAAAGUAAAGAACAUCAAGCUCGGCGGCAUGCUAUCAAGGCCGUCGCGCAAACCAUCUCGAAUCGUCCGGAAAAUCGAUACCAGCACAAAGACUUGGAUCACCUCCCCAUUCAGAUCCUCCCCAUGCCCCUGUCCGCCGAGGGGGACCCAUUAUUCGACUCUGAAUAUUUCUGGCCCUACCAAAAGUCCCUCCCGAACCCUGAUGAGGAGAUAGAAUUUUCGCCCUCCAGCCCGAAGGAAGCCUUGGAUCCGAUGGACGAGGCACACAUCCUGAGCUACUAUUUCGGGCAUUAUAUCACCGAUGCCACACUUAUCCACAAGGUUGAUUGGCAACAUAAUCCUAGACAGCCCAUUGAGUUUCCAUGUUCCCUCUGCGAGCUUGAUAUUGAGAACCCCUUCGACUGGUGCGUGGGUGGUAUAACCGGUAUUCCGGGUGGGCCUCGGAUGAAAUGCUAUCUACUCGAGAGUGUGAACGCGGACGAUGAGCAGAUCACCCGUGGGGAGAUCCUAUGUAUGUGUCAAAUCAUGAUUACUUGCCUCCGUUCCAAAAAGUAUCGUGCCCAUCAAGUCAGUCCGGUGCUACUCAUUUCCUUCGUGGGUCCAAGACAUGCUCGCAUUCUCCUGGGCCAUCAUGAUGGCACCAACCUGGUGAUCCGUCAAUCGAAACGCUUUGCAUUCUGGGAACAGAACAUCCCCGACUGGAAGAUCUUGCUUCGAUGGUGGUGCUCGUCUGCGGUCGGGGAUACCAUUAACGGGUAGCGGAGGCUUAGUACUCCCGUGAUCCUUCUCUCAUCGAAGUUGUUAUCUCUGUUUUAUAUUAGUUCACGCAUGAUCUGGUCGGUGUUUAUUGGUCUGGUUUGGUUAUACCCAAGGAAUGUGGCGGGUUUGUGGCGUUUAAUGGAUAGGAAGAAUUUUUGGUCGUCUUUCGAAUACAAUAAGGACAACGUACAUCUUAUGUCUCUCACGAUGGAUUGGAGUUGGGGAGUACUGGGAAGGCCAUGGCUUUAGAAGAUAGUCCCUUUAUUAUCUGUCAAUAGUGUUGUGUUAACACUAUCAUCUUACUUCUUCUAAAUACAACAAUCUAGCUUAUCUAAUCCAGACGCUUCAAAAUUACCUUGAUAGCCUGAGCCUAAAAGAGUGGCCGUUCUCCCACUCCAAUUGCAACUUAACCGAAGACAUGAUGAUGUUCCAGAAAUGAGA